CAGAGCCGUAGAGCAGCAGCGGGGCGGUAGACGGAGAGAGAGAGAGAGAGAGUGAGUGAGUGUUUUCCUCGCGUUUGUCCGCCCUGCAGCUGCAGCGAGCCGAUCUGAAACGCCUCAGCGUCCGAACAUGGCCGACCCAGCGGCGCCCGGCGACGCGGAGAGCGCGAGCGGCGCGCGAGGCUUCGCCAGGCAGGGCGCGCUGAGGCAGAAGAACGUGCACGAGGUGAAGGAGCACAAGUUCAUCGCGCGCUUCUUCAAGCAGCCCACCUUCUGCAGCCACUGCACCGACUUCAUCUGGGGAUUCGGCAAACAAGGCUUCCAGUGCCAAGUGUGCUGUUUUGUGGUGCACAAACGCUGCCAUGAGUUUGUCACUUUCUCGUGUCCAGGAGCAGACAAGGGGCCUGCAUCAGAUGACCCCCGCAGUAAACACAAAUUUAAGGUACACACAUACUCCAGUCCCACGUUCUGCGACCACUGUGGAUCUCUGCUGUACGGACUUAUACACCAGGGGAUGAAAUGUGACAACUGCAUGAUGAAUAUUCAUAAGCGAUGUGUGACCAACGUUCCAAGCCUGUGUGGGACAGAUCACACAGAAAGGAGAGGAAGACUGCACAUCACCGCUGAUAUCAAAGACAUCACGCUAACCGUAACCAUCAAGGAGGCUCGGAAUUUGGUGCCCAUGGACCCUAAUGGCUUGUCGGACCCCUACGUGAAGCUCAAACUGAUUCCUGACCCCAAGAGCGAGAGCAAGCAGAAGACCAAAACCAUCAAGUGCUCCCUCAAUCCCACAUGGAACGAAACCUUCACUUUCAAACUGCGGGAAUCAGAUAAGGGCCGGCGUCUGUCCGUGGAGGUGUGGGAUUGGGAUCUGACCAGCAGGAACGACUUCAUGGGCUCUCUCUCUUUUGGUAUCUCUGAGCUUCAGAAAAAUGGGGUCAGUGGCUGGUAUAAGCUGUUGGGACAAGAAGAAGGAGAAUAUUUUAACGUUCCGGUUCAGCCAGAUGGCGAGGAAGGCAAUGAAGAACUACGGCAGAAGUUUGAGAGGGCCAGGAUUGGUCCAGGCAGUAAGAAUACAGACAGCUCAUCAUCCAAUGAUAUCUCCAAAUAUGAUGCCAACGGCAACCAGGAUAGAGUGAAACUUUCCGAUUUCAACUUUGUCAUGGUGCUUGGAAAAGGAAGCUUUGGCAAGGUGAUGCUGGCAGAGCGUAAGGGAACAGAUGAGCUGUAUGCAGUGAAGAUCCUGAAGAAGGACGUGGUGAUUCAGGAUGACGACGUGGAGUGCACAAUGGUGGAAAAGAGGGUUCUCGCGCUCUCGGGAAAACCUCCGUUCCUCACCCAGCUGCACUCCUGCUUUCAGACUAUGGACCGCCUGUAUUUUGUGAUGGAGUACAUUAACGGAGGGGACCUGAUGUACCAGAUACAGCAAGUGGGGAAAUUUAAGGAGCCUCAUGCUGUGUUCUAUGCUGCAGAGAUUGCUAUUGGUCUAUUUUUCCUCCAUUCGAAAGGCAUCAUUUACAGAGAUCUAAAGUUGGAUAACGUGAUGUUGGACUCGGAGGGCCAUAUUAAGAUCGCAGACUUUGGCAUGUGCAAGGAGAACAUGUUUGAUGGUGUCACCACAAAAACCUUCUGUGGAACUCCAGACUACAUUGCCCCUGAGAUCAUUGCUUAUCAGCCCUAUGGGAAGUCGGUUGACUGGUGGGCCUAUGGAGUUCUACUUUAUGAAAUGUUAGCAGGACAGCCCCCAUUUGAUGGUGAAGAUGAAGAUGAGCUUUUCCAGUCCAUCAUGGAGCACCAUGUAUCCUACCCUAAAUCCAUGUCUAAAGAGGCAGUGGCCAUAUGCAAGGGUUUGAUGACCAAGCACCCAGGGAAGCGUUUGGGCUGCGGUCCAGAGGGGGAGCGAGAUAUUAAGGAACACGCGUUCUUCCGUUACAUGGAUUGGGAGAAACUGCAGAACAAAGAGGUUCAACCACCAUUCAAACCCAAAGCAUGCGGUCGGGAUGCAGAGAACUUUGACCGUUUUUUCACCCGUCAUCCUCCAGUCCUGACCCCUCCCGACCAGGAAGUGCUUGUUAACUUGGACCAGGAAGAGUUCCAGGGUUUCUCUUACGUUAACCCAGAAUUCACAGCUCAGGAAUCCAAGUAGCCGAUAGCGGCACUUAACAUGGGGACCAAUCAGAUUGGAGAGUUUGAAAUGACUGAGGCAGAAUGAGCCAAGCACAAGAGAAAGUACAGAGUGGUACUAAAUCAGAUUUUUAUCAGUGGACCUAGUGUGUACCUUUGCAUUUGUUUCAUACCAUUCAUGUUGAUUAAUCAUUAAAAAUAAACGUUUUAAACACGCACACACAUAAAUUGGCCAUCCGGUUUUGAGUGGAAAUCAGUGGAAUGAAGAUGACAACAAAUGAGUUUAAGAUUAUAUGGCUUUUCAUUAUUCAGACUCAAACACUUUCACAACAUUAAAGUUCUAAAAUUGAGAAUUUCUCAACACCA
Molecule: messenger RNA, 2487 nt
Organism: Colossoma macropomum (tambaqui)
Lineage: Eukaryota; Metazoa; Chordata; Actinopteri; Characiformes; Serrasalmidae
Gene: prkcba
Product: protein kinase C, beta a
Exons: 17
Coding region: 128-2143 (671 amino acids)
Biological process (GO): protein phosphorylation
Molecular function (GO): ATP binding; zinc ion binding; diacylglycerol-dependent serine/threonine kinase activity
Source: RefSeq, a predicted model, not a curated record